UCGGCCGGCGGCCUGCAUGCCGUGUGUUCAGGCUCCGCGCGCGCGCGGGAAAGACGAGCGGCGUGCCCGCGGCGUAACUCCGACUUGACAGCCGGCGGCUACCGGUUGCCGGUAGCGCUUGAUUCAACCCACGGCACCGGAGGCGGCCGGGGCCGCGGAUGCCGGCUCUGGGCCCCGGUGCCACUCGAAGUCGUGCGCUCAUACUGCGUCGUAGAUCCUCGUUGACUACCUGUGACUGCGUGCGUGGCCCAGCGCGUGCCCCGCGGAUCUCGCCGCCAGCGUUGCUGGCGGCCCACGUCAUGUGCGCACCGUGAAAAGGGCCCGCCUGAUCACCUGAGGGCGACCAUGCUGACGGCGGCGGUGACAUCGCUGCUGGUGGCGCUGCUGUCGCUGUCGUCCGCGCAGUACGCUGGCUACACGGACAACAGGAUCGACAGCGUGCCAACUCACCACCAGCAGCCGACUCAUCUGAUCGUGGCCUCCCGGUUGGUUCGGCCGGGUCAGACGUACCGAGUGUUGGUCACGCUUCUGCUGCAAAUGCCGGAGCCCAUCACCGUGGUUGCAUCAAUCCAGCGCAACGGUGUCGAUGUCACACACAACAGCCAGGAAUGCAGGGCUCCAAACCCCGAGGAGAUACUUCUCAAGGUACCCGCGACCAGCAUCUCAGGCAGCUACCGACUCAAGGUUGAGGGGAACAUCAACGGCGUCAUUGGCGGCACUGCCUUUUCGUACGAGACUGAACUUGAAUUCUCACAGCGCUCAAUGACCAUAUUUAUUCAGACGGACCGACCGCUCUACAUGCAAGGCCAGACGGUUCAUUUUCGUGCACUGCCAGUCACAACAGAGCUCAAGGCAUUCUCGGAUGCCGUUGACGUUUACAUGCUGAAUCCAAACCGGACCAUUGUUCGGCGUUGGCUUUCCAGGCGAACAAAUCUAGGUGCCGUGAGCCUAGAGUACCCAUUGUCUCCUCAACCUGACUAUGGAAAGUGGACAAUUCAAGUCAUUGCUCAGGGCCAAGUUGAAGAGAAGACAUUUGUUGUAGAAGAGUACUAUCAACUGAGAUUUGAAGUCAACGUCACACUGCCCACAUUCUUCAUGGCCACGCAAGAGUACAUUUACGGCACUGUUGUAGCCAACUUCACAAGUGGUGCUGCGGUCGCUGGAAACCUGACACUACGCGCGACUGUUGAGCCAAUCAAUCCAACUUACCGCAUUCACCGCAGCUCAUCUAGGUACAUAGAAAAGGUCUACCGUUAUUUCGAAGGAGUCCGGGACUUUGCGUUUUCCCUGCGUGAGCUGAGCCGUUUGGUCUCACGCCUUGACGGAAUGAAGGUUGUGGUCACCGCCCUGGUUGGGGAACGCUUCCUGGACCUCAUCGAGACGGGCUUCUCUGAGUCCUUAGUGUUCAACGCAAGCCUGCAGCUGCGUUUCUUAGGCUCGUCUCCGCAAGUGUUUCGCCCCGGAAUGCCCUUCAAGGCCUACGUGAGCGUGUCGUACAGCGACGGCUCUCCGCUGCCAGCCGAGUAUUUCCGCAACAAGCGUGUGGAAGAGAUGCUGCGCGUGACGCCGUCGGUGACGUACGUGAGUGGCGGAGCGGGCUCUGGUCAGCUUCAUGAGCCAGUGGCUUCCGCAGUGCCAGGCUCGCCGGGCAUCUGGGAGCUUAUGCUCGAGUCGACACCCGCCCUCAGUGAUCCGACAGCCGUCAACGCCGUGCGGGCUAUUCGCCUUGAGGCCGAGUUUUACGAUUCCAACUAUGGCCAUGUUCGUACAAGCCUUGUGGCCUACUCAUCCUAUUCACCCACAAACCAUCACUUGCAAAUCACAACUAGCACUAAGUUCCCAAAGGUUGGAGAAUACAUUAUUUUUCAUGUUCGCUCCAACUACUACGUCGAAUGGUUUUCGUACCUGAUCAUCUCGAAGGGCAUCAUCUUGCUAUCUGGUCAAGAAAAGAUGACUUCAAGCAUCAAGGCAUUUGCAGUAACUCUGUCCCCUGAGAUGGCACCGACGGCUACUGUAGUUAUCUAUGACUUGGCACGAGGCAGUGAAGUUGUCGCUGAAAGCCUGACUUUUCCUGUUGACGGCAUAUCCAAAGACAGGUUCAACAUGAGCCUCAACAACCGAAAGGAUAAGACGGGAGACACUAUUGAAGUAGCCAUCUAUGGAGACCCAGGAACAUACGUGGCACUGUCUGCUGUUGACCGCACUCUGUACAACAUGCAAGCAGGCACAGAGAUCAGUUACUCUGAGGUGCUAAGGAAAAUGAACUCAUUUGACAAUGUGAUCAAUGGCACAUUAACUCAGCAGUGGUUCUCAAGAAAUGGUAAUAGCUACAGCUAUGUGUGCUUCCCAUCAUCUACUUAUGGCCUUGACUCAAACAGGACAUUCGAGUUUGCAGGAUUGCUGGUCUUCAGUGAUUCUAACAUCACCCGCAUGAGAGACGACUGCAAUUCAACAGCAGGUUAUGGCACAUGUUAUGAUGGAGCCUGCUACCGCCUUGACCGACAGUGUGAUGGUUCCUUUGAUUGUGAAGAUGGCUCUGAUGAAGCAAGAUGUGAUGAUGAACAGCGGUUCAGCAUUACUAAGUUUGAAAUGUAUCGAACAAACAGAUACCAACGGUUGUAUUCAAAUGCAUGGCUUUGGAAGGACAUUAAUAUCGGGCCUUUGGGUUAUUACAUCUUCAACAUACCUGUGCCAGAUGUGCCAACAGAGUGGAUGAUCAGUGCAUUUGGAAUGGACGAUUCCAGUGGCUUUGGGAUUUUGUCUAACAGCAUCGAAUUUUCAAGUGCAAAGCCAUUUUACAUGAAUGUGGAAAUGCCAUCAAAGAUUCGCCUUGGAGAGCAGCUUGGUAUACGUGUAACUGUCUUCAACUACAGACUCUACGAAACUGAGGUACUUAUCACACUGGCUAGUUCUCCAGACUACAGGUUUGUCGUGGUGGGACCCUUGGGCCGAGUUAACUCCUAUGCACCAGAGACCUCAUCAGGGGAACACCAGCACUUGAUUUUCAUCAAACCUGGAAAAUCAGCAGUUGUAUAUAUGCCUAUAGUAGCAGUGCGCACUGGGACAAUUGAAGUCACUGUGCUUGCGAAGACUCAGAUUGCAAAAGACACGGUUACGCGUUCUCUUCUGGUUGAGCCUGAUGGCAUCCCCCAACAUCGGCACACCUCCUUAGUCCUGGAUUUGACUCAGGGCGCCUACUUAAUCAAGUACCUGGACACUAACAUAACUGAAACACCCAUCUUGCCUUUUCGGCAGGAUCGCUUGUAUGUGUUCGGCAGUAAUAGGGCCACCUUUUCUGUAGUUGGUGAUGUAGUUGGGCCAGCAUUCCCUACAAUGCCUGUCAAUGCCAGCAGCCUGUUGUCAAAGCCUUUCUACUGUGGGGAACAGAACAUGUUCAGCUUUGCUGCAAAUCUGUAUACGCUGCUGUACCUGCGAUUAACAAACCAACGUGAUAUGCAUCUGGAGAGGCAGGCAUUCAAGUAUCUGAAUCUUGGAUACCAGCGGCAGCUAACCUAUCAGAAUGAUGAUGGAAGCUUCCAGGUGUUUCGAUGGCACAGUCAACCAAGUGUUUGGCUGACAGCAUUUUGUGCACGAGUAUUCCACAAGGCAACAUUUCAAGAAUGGGAGCAGUUCUUGUACAUUGACCCCACUGUCAUUCAAAAAGCCAUUGCUUGGCUGCUGGACAGGCAGUCGCCCGAGGGUUCCUUCCACGAGACAUCAUUUUAUGCGUAUGAUCGCAAGAUGUCUCUCCCGUCUGAGAGGCCAGAAGACCCGGUGCGGUUUCGUAAUGUGUCUCUAACCGCCCACGUGCUCAUCACAUUGGCCGAAGUUAGGGAUAUCAGAGGCGAGAUCGGAUCGCGUGCAGCCACGGCUCGAGGCGCUGCUGCCCGGUACUUGGAACGCAUGCUGCACCUCAUCCAGAAGUUGGAGGACCCCUACGAAUUGGCCAUUGUAGCAUAUGCACUCACAUUGGUCAACAGCGCUGAUGGGGAAAUGGCCUUCAACCUCCUUGAUGAAAAGAUGAGGGAGACAAGUGGCAUGAGGUACUGGUCUCGUACUGAACUGCCUGCACCUACAGUGGUGAUAGAAAACAAUAAACCUUACCUGCACCCCCGACUUCCCUACAUUUAUGAUGCAUCCAAUGUGGAGACCACCGCCUAUGGCCUGCUGGUGCAUGUGGCACGGCAGGCAGUGGUUCAGAAGGAGAUUGUGGAAUGGCUGAAUACACAACGCCUCUCAUAUGGUGGUUGGGCCUCAACUCAGGACACACUUUUGGCAAUGCAAGCUCUGACAGAGUUUUCAAUCCUAUCUCGCUCACGUGAUGUCACUGACAUCAAAGUCACUGUGGAGGCCCCUUCAACACCAGGCUUCACACGAGAGCUUCACAUUGGGCAGGAAAACUUGUUUAAGUUGCAGACACUAUCGAUACCCAAUGCAUGGGGUGUAAUCAUUGUGAAAGCGCAAGGCACCGGGCUGGCCAUUGUCCAGCUGCACAUGGAGUACAAUGUAGACACUUGGAGGCAUUUGGUCACGCCCCCACCAGUGCCUGCAUUUGCACUGAACAUUCGCCAGUAUUCAUAUGGGAGGAACAGCUCCCAUGUGUCAUUUAGGUCGUGCCAAAGCUGGAUUCGUACUGAAGAGAGCCCCAGGAGUGGUAUGGCUGUGCUUGAAGUGAACUUGCCUUCGGGUUACUACAUUCAGCAGCAGACACUAGAUGCAUAUGUGCAGUCUGGAGCCGUACGCAACCUCCGAGAAGCUCGCUAUGAAGAGAAGAAGGCUGAAAUCUACUUUGACUAUCUUGACACAUCGCCCAUCUGUGUCAACUUUACUGCCCAACGCUGGUACCCAGUUGCCAACAUGACACGGUUCAUUUCAAUUCGUGUCUAUGACUAUUAUGCACCAGAGCGGUUCAACGAGACAAUGUUUGAAGUGUACAACUUGUAUGCACUCAGCAUAUGCCAUGUGUGUGGCUCCUACCAGUGCCCAUACUGCCCAGUGUUCAAUGCUGCACCUUCAUCUUUUCGCCUGAAUCAAGAGCAAGCUGUGCUGUCUGUGACUGUGCUUUUGACAGUGCUCUGGAGGCAUCUCUUGAAAGGGUAGCUGGCCGUUGUGGUGCUGUGACAGUUAUUUUUCUCAAGCAACAAGAACAAACUAUCACAAGGACAUUGCCACAGCAGCUGUGCAGUCUGCUUCAGUCAGGACUUCAUUGUGCAGCACGUUAUGGGUUUCCUGUUGAGGCUGGCUCCGCUAAGCCACAGCCUCACUUUCCUCGUGCUUUUUUUUUCCCCUCUCCUGCCAUCUGCCUGGUGCAUUCUGUUUGGAGGCAGGUUGAAUACUUGCCUUCAUCACUGAAAUGUGGUAUGGGGCUACUUCAGUUUGUGCUGUUGCAAGUGUAGACAGCAUAUUGCUUGGCUCAGCGAAGCUGCCCAUGGGAAAAGGCACCGGUCAGUCAACACAGUUUUUAUAGGCGCCUUUCCUGUCCAGUAGGUUUUUAAUUCUGGCAUACAGGUUUAUACUACACAAUUUUAUGUGGCCCUGUGCAGAAAUUGGCAGCUACUUGUGAUUCAUAGGUUCGUAAAUUUAAGCAUUCAUUUGCAUUUCAGCAUUUUUUCUUUUUCAUUCUUUUUUUCACUUGAUCAUCAGAACCAACUUUUACUUUAGCAUUCAUCUGUUGUGAACAUCUAGUAGUAGUCAUCAGAGUUUGACAUAUCUAAGCAAGAGUUUUGUGUGUAUGUGUUGAGUGCUUGUUUAUCUUUGCAUUCUUUUUCAUAUGCAGCAUUUUUUCCAAUCGUAAACUUCCAGCAGUGUUAUUGAACAUCCCAUCUGCUAGAGGGCGAUGAUGAUGGUGUUUAUUUUUUAUUUUUUUUAAGGACGGAGCAUUACACCCAAAAAAAGUAUUUAAAAUCGUGAAGUUUCGGCUCCCCCACGAGAGCCUUGUUCACAAUGAGUGAAAACCGGCACAAUGUGUGGUUUUUAUGUACGGCGCAUGACAUGAUUAAGGCAUCCAGCAUACAUGGGCAGAAGAUUGCUGUCGUUGCGAUAAAGCGUGUGCGACGUGGUUUGGAUAAUCAAUGACUCCAGAUAAAGAAGUGAAGAUAGAUUCUUCUCCUUGACAGUCACACGCGUUUUUCCCCAAUUGAUAGUAUGUGACGUAGUUGCGCAGUUCUAUGUCACAUAUUGUCGUAUUUGAUUGUUGUAGUUGUGUUCAUCCUUUCAUUUUGUUUUUGACAAUCUGAAAGCAAUAGUCAUCAUCUGUGUAAAAUUAAUCAACAUCACAGAAGGGACACUGUGAUUCAGGCGAUAAAAUGUUCACUGGAGGCAGGUCAAGUGUAUAGUCUCCGGUUUGUACAACAUUUUAUGUGAAGUAAAUUAUUCCUGUAUACAGUUUUCCCAUUGAUAAACUGAACAUUGUUGGUGCAGCAUUUUGCAAGGCCUGCACAAGUCGUACAGGUAUGUAUGUGCUUAGAAAUCAUUGCAGGUGUUAUAAUCUGAUGGAACCAGAGUUCCUGACAUGAAUAACUUAAACAGUCAUCGUUAUGGAAGUAUUGUUAGCAGCCUACCAUUGCAUCUGCCUACACUGUUGUUUGACAGUCUCUAAACAUGUUUGUUUUUUUCAGCGAACAACAACCCAAAUGUCACAACCUUUUGAGGAGGCUUUAGAAGAUGCUAGCCUUUCUUAAAAAAUUUCCCCAGAUUUGUUUUUCCUUCUUCAGUAAGAGCAGUCUUUGAAGGCUGCUGCAUUUCCUCGAAUGUUCUAUUCCUCGAAUGUUCCAUUCCUCAAAUGUGACACAUCUGCCAACUUGCUCACUUGUUACACUUGAUAAGUGCAUCUUACCAAAAAAGACAUGAAAGGCAUGCUGAAUCGGAGUGAAACAGUGUCGCAUUGCUGCACUGUUAAUAUAAACGUUGGCCUUGGGAAGCUGCAACAAGACAAGAAUGGGGGGGAGCAGGGUAUUGUUUGUUCGAAUGCCUCAUGGAACAACCAAGUCCUGCAGGACUACUUGGAGCAAUAACACAGGGCAGAUUUCACUGUGGCCUGAACAUGUUGUUGCUCUGUAUUAUUCAUCCUGCUGUCUUGCCAAAAAAAAAAAAAAAUGAUACUGUAAAUACAGAGAGAUAAACUGUGCUUGUACUUC
Molecule: messenger RNA, 7136 nt
Organism: Dermacentor silvarum
Lineage: Eukaryota; Metazoa; Arthropoda; Arachnida; Ixodida; Ixodidae
Gene: Mcr
Product: CD109 antigen-like
Exons: 35
Coding region: 346-5100 (1584 amino acids)
Cellular component (GO): extracellular region
Molecular function (GO): protein binding; endopeptidase inhibitor activity
Source: RefSeq, a predicted model, not a curated record